AUGAAGCCUCGUAAAUCUUUUUAUCUAAGUAUACNUCCACUCGAUUCAUUCGUUAAGACUGAAAACUUGGACAAAGAAUUCGAUAUUAAAGAGAUGGAAAUGUCAAUCAAAACUGAAAGUAUCGACAUAAAAUCAGAAGAUGAGGAAAGAAGGGACACGCCACUCCUGAUCUCCGAUAAUGUACCAUUCGAGGAGAGUGACUGUAAAAAUGAAGAAGAGGAUGGAUGUAAACAUGAGAACGGAUCAGAAGUGAAAACGAGGCAGGAGCGCAAAGUAUUGUACAAAUGUGAUAAAUGUAUCUUCGAAACUGAAAGUGAGAUGUGUUUUACGGCACACUGUGCGAGACAUGAGAACAAUUUGAGAGCAUAUAAAUGUGAAUCGUGUGAGUACGAAACUGAAAAUAAGAAAUUACUUCAGAAGCACCUGUUGAAGCAUAAAGAUUCUUUGCAGAUUCAAAUGUACAGGUGUAACGAUUGCGAUUAUGAAACUAAAUAUAAGUGUGACAUGAA
This is a messenger RNA of Anoplophora glabripennis (Asian longhorned beetle), 509 nucleotides long. RefSeq names its product protein hunchback-like. Lineage: Eukaryota; Metazoa; Arthropoda; Insecta; Coleoptera; Cerambycidae. Gene Ontology annotation, molecular function: RNA polymerase II transcription regulatory region sequence-specific DNA binding; DNA-binding transcription factor activity, RNA polymerase II-specific. The annotation marks the transcript as partial. The transcript has 2 exons. Gene Ontology annotation, cellular component: nucleus. The record is from RefSeq and is a predicted model, not a curated record. Gene Ontology annotation, biological process: regulation of transcription by RNA polymerase II.